GAAAAAUAAUUAAAAUCAAUAUUUUUCAAAAAAAAAAAUUUAAAAAGGAAAUAAAAAUGGCAUACGCUGGACUGUCACAACAUAUCGACUUUGAUCGAUUGCCUUCUCCAGACGGCAGAUUUACCUUAAGUCAUCUUAUCGGCGAAGGCACUUACGGAGAAGUUUAUAGUGCGAAAGAUAACAAAAGCGGAGCAAGUGUCGCUAUUAAGAUUUUAGAGAGUAUUCAAGACAAUUUGGAAGAAAUUGAAGAAGAGUAUUUGGUCUUCAGAGAUUUAUCGAAACACCCAAAUUUGCCGACUUUUGUGGGAAUUUUUCUGAAACAUGGAACAACGCCUGAAGAUGAUCAAUUGUGGUUCGUCAUGGAGUUGUGCACAGGAGGAUCCGUAACUGAUCUCGUUCAUGGCUUAAAAUUAAAAGGAAAACGCUUGACAGACGAACAAAUUGCUUAUAUUUUGCGAGAAACGGCACGAGCUUUAGUAUUUUUACACGGAAAUCAUUGUAUGCAUCGAGAUAUCAAAGGUCAUAAUAUACUUUUAACGGAACAAGGCGACGUAAAACUCGUUGAUUUUGGCGUUUCUUCACAUUUAGCAGCAACAAUGGCGCGUCGAAAUACAUCUGUAGGCACCCCAUAUUGGAUGUCACCCGAAGUUAUUGCUUGCGAACAACAACUUGAUCAGUCAUACGACUCACGAUGCGAUGUUUGGUCUCUCGGAAUAACAGCAAUCGAACUUGCCGAAGGAGAUCCGCCGCUGAAUGAUUUGCAUCCGAUGCGUGCCUUAUUUCAAAUUCCGCGAAAUCCUCCGCCAGCAUUACAACAUCCCGAACAACACACACAUUUACUGAGUGAUUUCAUUUCCGAGUGUCUCAUUAAAGACCUCGAACAACGUCCCUUUUCGAAAGAGCUUAUCAAACAUCCGUUGCUGCAGAAUGUCGCUUCGUACGAAAGUCACGUGAAAAAAGAGUUGCGAAUGGAAAUUCAACGUCAACGUGAAGAAGGACGCGAUCCAAGACAACCAGAAGCAACAACGCGAUUCGGAAAUUUGAAAUCAGAUCGAAAGUCAAAACCCGAGAAAAUGUAUAUGGAUGAUUUGGCGGGUUUGGAAACUCUUACGGAAGAUUCCAUUGUUGAUCAAUUAAAGAAACGAUAUGAUCAGAAGCAAAUUUACACGUACAUUGGCGAUAUUCUUGUCGCUGUCAAUCCCUUUGAAGAGCUGAAAAUUUAUUCGGGGGUUACACAGAAAAAAUACAAUGGACAAGCGCGUUCUGAUAACCCUCCGCAUAUUUUUGCCGUUGCUGAUGCGGCUCAUCAAGCGCUUGUACACGAAAAACAGAAUCAAGCCAUCGUCAUUUCAGGCGAAAGCGGAAGCGGAAAAACAGAAAGUGCGAAUUUCUUGUUGAAACAACUCGUGUUACUUGGAAAGGCUUCAAAUCGAAAUUUGGAAGAACGUAUAUUGCAAGUUAACCCUAUAAUGGAGGCAUUUGGUAAUGCAAGAACAGGCAUCAACUCUAAUUCUUCCCGUUUCGGCAAAUAUUUGGAAUUGACGAUGACUCGAACGGGUAAAGUGACGGGAGCAAGAAUUUCUGUUUAUCUCUUGGAACAAAGUCGAGUCGUUAAACAAGCAGGCGAUGAGGGAAAUUUUCAUGUAUUCUAUUACCUCUAUGAUGGUCUUGAACACGAACGAAAUUUGGGAAAUUAUCAUCUUGAUGCUGCUUUCCGUAAACAACACAAAUAUCUGACACCAACGACAAAUUCUCCCGAAUUCAAUGUUGACAAAUGGAAACAAUUACAGGCGAGUUUCAAAGUUCUCGGCUUCAAAAAUGAGGAAAUCGAUGGCGUAAAUCGUGUUUUGGCUGCUGUUCUGAAUUUGGGAGAUCUCGAAUUUGGCGAAGUUGUUACGCAUGAUAAUACAGAUAACAAAGCGCGCGUAAUUGAUGUCGCUCCAAUGCAUCGCGUUUCGAAAUUGUUGGGAGUUGAACCGUCAGAGCUGCUGGAAGCGUUAACAUCAAAUUCUGUCGUUACAAAGGGAGAAAUUAUUACACGAAACAAUACGGUAGCUGAGGCUGGAGUUGCUCGAGAUGCAAUGGCGAAAGGAUUGUACGGGAGAUUGUUCGAUUGGAUGGUUAACCAGAUAAAUUUGCUGUUAGUUUUUAAUCGUCCAAACAACCCGGAACAACUUUCAGUAGGAUUAUUGGAUAUUUUUGGAUUUGAAAAUUUUCCAACAAAUUCAUUCGAACAACUUUGUAUUAAUAUUGCGAAUGAACAGAUUCAAUAUUACUUUAAUCAACAUAUUUUUACGUGGGAACAACAAGAAUACAUGGCGGAAGGAAUUCCCGUGGAUUUGGUCGAAUUUGCGGAUAAUCGUCCUGUUUUAGAUAUGCUUCUCACACGUCCCUUGGGACUUUUAGCUCUUCUUGACGAGGAAAGUCGUUUUCCACGCGCAACCGAAAAAUCGAUGAUUGAAAAGUUUCAUGGCAACAUCAAAUCCAAAUUCUAUCAGAGACCAAAAUCUGAUGCCCUUUGCUUUGCCGUUCAUCAUUUCGCCGGAAGAGUUGUGUAUCAAGCGGAUGGUUUUUUGGAGAAAAAUCGAAAUUACCUCCCAAUGGAAGUAAUUCAACUGUUACGUCAAAGCCAAUACGACAUGAUUCGUUUUCUGUUCCAAUGUCCCAUCACAAAAACGGGAAAUUUGUAUUCAGCAUUCCAAGAUUCGUCAUCUGCGGUAGGAUCAAAAUCGAAUAUUAUGGUUGACACGAAAGAAAAAUUCAAUUCACGUGGCUUGGCGUCGCAAUCACGGGCUCAGCAAACAGUCGCAACGUAUUUCCGUUACUCGUUGAUGGAUUUAUUGCAGAAAAUGGUAGCUGGAACGCCGCAAUUUGUACGAUGCAUCAAACCGAAUGAUGUGAAAACUCCCAAAUCGUUUGACGCAACGAAAGUUAUUAAGCAGCUGCGAUACACGGGAGUCUUGGAAACCAUCCGAAUACGUCAACAUGGGUUUAGUCAUCGAUUUACGUUUGCGGAGUUCUUGAAACGAUAUUGUUUCUUGGCUUUUGGAUUCGAGGAACGAGUUGUUGCAAAUCGGGAGUCAUGUCGUUUGUUACUCGUUCGUCUCAAAAUGGAUGGAUGGGCAUUAGGAAAGUCGAAAGUUUUCCUAAAAUAUUAUCAUGUAGAGUAUUUGGCAAAGUUAUAUGAAGAACAAGUUCGAAAAAUUACACUUGUUCAAGCGUUCGUUCGUCGAUGGUUGGCUAAAAUUCAUGUAAGGAAGUUGCGCAGGGAAAGACAAGCAAGUGUCGUAACGUUACAAAAACAUGUUAGAGGCUGGUUGACACGUCGUCGAAUGCAAAUCUUACAAGAGAGACGAGAAAUGGAACGAAAACAAAAAUCGGAACAAGCGAAGAAUGCACCAUCAAAAGUUCAACAAGUUGUUAGUAGAGCAAAACUCCUUCAAAAUAUCUCAUCUCAGGAAAAUUUCAAUGACAUGUCACGCAAUAACGAUAAAGACAAUCAAAAAGAAAAGGCUGCAGUAUUGAUUCAAAGUUAUUUCCGUGGAUACACAAUUCGAAAGAAAAAAUGGUCUCCUGAGCAAGAAGCGAAAGUAAAGAUAAUUUUAAACACCGCACGAAAUCGCGUUGAGGCUCAAAAACUUAUGCAAAAGGAAGGAUUUACAUCUGACGAAGCUGCUCGUUUUGCACAUCGCUAUUAUAGAACCUUUCGAGCACGAGGAGGCAAUUCGCGAGACAGUCAAGCAUCCCCAAAUGGAAAAAAGAGUCCUUUUGGAUCUCCCGCAAAGAAAGGCAUGACACCGAAAGAGCAACAGGAACAAUUGAUGGCAUUGUCGCAAAAUGUUCAUUUGCUGAAUCAAGAUGUGCAUAAAAUUUUGCGAAAAAAUAAAUCUGGAAUCCCGUUAAAUUUGCUGAACAAACUUCCGUCAGAUUACAAAAGACCUCCGGGAUUCGUGUUAGUGCCUGGAUUGCUCGGAUCAAUUCCCGGCGGAGAAAAUGAGGCGCGAUCUUCAAAAACGAACGUGGGAAAAGGCGAUAAAAAUGGAAAUUUGACAGAAAAUGCAAAUGGAGGAUAUAUUAGUCAAGAAGAUUUCGACGAUACUGAAAGCUCUCCUUGGGACUAUCCCCUUUAUAAAGUUGAGCAACUUCAGAAAUCAAAAAGAUUCAAAUAUAAGGAAAAGGAACAAGGCCCUGUAAUAAACAAAGGAUACGUUUUAAGCAGUAGUUCAAGUAACAGCAACAAUAACAACGAACGACAACGAUCUUCAGCAGAAAGAAGUAAUCCAAGUUGGCAUUCUGCCUUUUCCAACGACGCGAAUCCACCGAUUCAGGGAAUGAUCAGUUUUGCCUCGAAGGAUUAUGGCGUUCGUCCCGCUCCCAUUCCAGCAUUCAACUACCUCAAUCCAAAUAGAACACAAGCACUUCGUAUCUCACCGCCGCAACAAAUUGUCUCUCACAUAAACAAUAAAUCAGAUUCGCUGCUCGACUAUCAAAACAUCCAACAGCAAUGUGACACGAAAUUAUUGAAGGAAUUACACUUUAAACAGAGCGCGUUGUCAUCUUCGUCGUCGUCCUCGUCAUCGUCAUCUAGUUCAAACAAGAAUCCAACAACAACAACAACAGUACAAAUUCACAAUAAUGAUAGGAACAGUGACGGCAGUAAUAGAAGUAGUAAUAACCAUAAAGGGAAUUGCGAAACAAAUUUAAACAAACACAACAACUUUGGUGCCGUCGAAAAGACACAGAAGACAAAAAAUAUUGUCGAAAAGGAGAACAAUCAUAUAUUCAACAAGAAGAUGAAAAAAGUCAUUCCCCAGCAGCGCAAUCAAGUACCCAAGAAUGAGUAUUACAACGUCAUUGACGGCGAAAUGCGAACGAAAAGUCCCCUUUUGCGUCGUUUUGGCGACAGCAUCGAUCCGCAACAGAAACGACGAUCUCCCCAAAAGCAAAACAAAACUCCAUCAAAUCGAAGUUCUACCAAUUUCAGUCUUUCGAAAUUUUUGAACAUGGAAGUCAAGAGCCCGCAACGCAUCAGCAAGAAACCCCAUUCCGCAAGCAGCUCAAGUACGAACACAAAUUCGAGUUCAAUGAAUUCUUUCAAUUCAUUCGACUCCGUUGAACAAGCGAUUAUUUUGGGAGCUAAGGGAGAAACUGAUAACUCGUAUCUCGGUCCAUUCAAUUUCCGUCAAUUGCUGAGACCAACACAAGGUCCAACGGAGUCUUUGAGAAAGCGGAAAGGAAAUGUUAACCCUCCGACGCCUCCUCCUGCGCAAAAAGGAAAAAAUACCUAAUUUACUUUAUCAUGAAAAUUAUUAAUUACCUGAGGCCACUCCAAUUUUUUUUUUUUCAUGUUUUUGUCCCAAAACAUUUUUUUUUAAAUGAGUCAAAAAAAUUUAAAAAAAAUAAUUGAAAUACUUUUUCAUACGA
This is a messenger RNA of Culicoides brevitarsis, 5424 nucleotides long. RefSeq names its product myosin-IIIb-like. Gene Ontology annotation, molecular function: microfilament motor activity; protein binding; protein serine/threonine kinase activity. The record is from RefSeq and is a predicted model, not a curated record. Gene Ontology annotation, biological process: regulation of actin filament length; peptidyl-serine phosphorylation. Gene Ontology annotation, cellular component: myosin complex. Bases 57 to 5288 code for a protein of 1743 amino acids. Lineage: Eukaryota; Metazoa; Arthropoda; Insecta; Diptera; Ceratopogonidae. The transcript is spliced from 12 exons.